Messenger RNA from Zasmidium cellare ATCC 36951, 438 nucleotides. RefSeq lists its product as uncharacterized. The record is from RefSeq and is a predicted model, not a curated record. The transcript has 2 exons. Gene Ontology annotation, biological process: RNA processing. Gene Ontology annotation, molecular function: ribonuclease III activity. The coding region runs from base 1 to 438 and encodes 145 amino acids. Lineage: Eukaryota; Fungi; Ascomycota; Dothideomycetes; Mycosphaerellales; Mycosphaerellaceae.
AUGGAAAGGACCACAAAUGCAGAGAAACUUAUAGCCUACGCUUUCACAAACCGAGAUCUCCUAAAAGAGGCGCUUGUUGCCGCAGGGAGUCGCGAAGUCAAGAACGUCGACAUUCGACACGAUGGCGCAAACAAGGGCCUUGCAAUGGUCGGAGAUGCUCUGAUCCGGCUCAUCAUUGUUGACGAAUGGUUCUCCGGACAAGAGACUCGCGCAAAAUGCGAAGCAACGGUCCAAAAACUUGCUUGCAACGAACACCUCAGCACUCAGGGCCACGAAGCCAACGUCGACUCUGACAUCUUCAAAGCCACGAGCCAAAAAGGUGUUGUGGCAGUAACCACCAUGGCCACUACUGUCGAGGCAAUUAUUGGGGCCGCUUGGUACGACAGCGGGAAAACCUUCGAAGUUGUUCACUCGAUUGUGAAGAAAGCCAUUGAGUGA